Messenger RNA from Pseudozyma flocculosa PF-1, 2370 nucleotides. RefSeq lists its product as uncharacterized. Gene Ontology annotation, biological process: mRNA pseudouridine synthesis; tRNA pseudouridine synthesis. The transcript has a single exon. Bases 1 to 2370 code for a protein of 789 amino acids. Gene Ontology annotation, molecular function: pseudouridine synthase activity; RNA binding. The record is from RefSeq and is a predicted model, not a curated record. NCBI's taxonomy places the organism in Eukaryota, Fungi, Basidiomycota, Ustilaginomycetes, Ustilaginales, Ustilaginaceae. Gene Ontology annotation, cellular component: cytoplasm; nucleus.
AUGGCAUCCGGAGCGCGCCUGCCGCUAUCGCUGCCACCAUCGCCGCUGCGCGCUCUCCGCCCCCGCCUCCCCUGGGCUCGACCCUCGCCUGACUCAUCGACAGACCUUGGCGGCCUCUCCCGACACCCGCCUGAUACACGUCGAUCCAGCUCCACGCUUCCGGAACGCAUCAACAUCCGCAGGCUCAGACACACGAUGGACGUCCACGAGCGGUACCAGUCGUGGUCCAAGCAGAACCUCGUGCAGCGCAUCGCUGAGCUCGAGGCACAGGCCCUGCAGCACAAGGGCCCGUCGCCCGCUCCUUCUGCCGGCUCAGCUGUUCCUCAGGCUCAGGAUGGAGGGCAAGAGCAGGACGGGCACGGCGCGGCGGCGGCGGCGCCUUCCACGUCGAAAAAGCGCGUGAGGCCGGGCAAGAAGGACAAGGUGGCUCGCGAGUUCGACAUCUCCAACCACCCGUGCCGCAAGAUUGCGCUGCGCUUCUCUUACGAAGGCAGCGGCUACAGCGGACUGGCCGCCCAGAACGGCCCACAGGGCGCUGCGUCGCCCCUCCCGACCGUCGAGGCGGUGCUGUGGGAGGCGCUCGCCACCGCCCGGCUGGUCGACCCAAAGGCCAGCAUGGAGGCCGCCGGCUGGACCCGCUGCGGGCGCACGGAUAGGGGCGUGUCGGCUGCCGGGCAGGUCGUGUCGUUCUGGAUUAGGAGCAAAAAGGUCGACGAGUGGCCUCUGCGGCGGCAGCAGGAGAGGGAGCGGGAGGAGGCGCUCGCACGCCGGGCCGGCCAGCUCCCCUCGGACGGUGCGACGAAAGUGGACAGUGUUGCGACACCGUCGUCCGAAGCGGCCGACCCUGCACAGUCUGAGCCAUCACCUGCCCGCGGCGCCGUCAAGCUCGAGUCCGAGGAGCUGCCCUACGUGGCGAUGCUCAACCGGAUACUGCCUCCCUCGAUCCGGGUGCAGGCUUGGUCGCCAGUGCGGCCCGACUUCUCCGCCCGCUUCGACUGCACCUACCGGCACUACAAGUACUUCUUCACCGCCGGGCCCUCGUCGCUCCUGUUCCCCGCCACCGAGCGAGGCGCCGACGAGGCGAGGGCCAAGCGCCUCGACAUUGCCGCGAUGCGGGGUGCCGCCCGCCGCCUGCUCGGGGAGCACGACUUCCGCAACUUGUGCAAGAUCGACGCCUCCAAGCAGAUCACAAACUACCGCAGGAGGAUCGACGGCGUCGACAUCGACCUCGUCUCGCGCGGCUGGCCCUCGGCUUCGACCGGGCGGCCGUCGGACGCCGAUGUCGGCGAGCACGACGAGCCGCUCUACGUCCUCAACCUGCGCGGUACCGCAUUCCUCUACCACCAGGUCCGUAACAUCAUGGCCGUCCUCUUCCUCGUCGGCGCCAGGCUCGAGCGGCCGGAGGUGGUCGACGAGCUGAUGAACGUCGAGCGCGGUCAGAUCGCCCGCGACCGGAUCCAGAUGAGGGCGGCCGCGCUCAAGGGCGUCCGGCAGACGGCCAACUCUGCUGAACCUUCGGCGGGCCCGUCGCAAGGCCGGGGCGGUGACGAGGCGGAAGACGCAGCGAGCAAGUGGUGGCUGCCCUUCCGUGCCACUGCGUCCGCGGGUGAGAAUAAAGAGUGGGGGCGGCCACAGUGGAUGGACACGGCACUAUCGUGGACCGACGACUCUUCCGCCAACGACGACGACGACGACGACGACGCGCUGGCUGUCUACGACACCAAGCCGAACUACGAAAUGGCCUCGGACCGGCCUCUGGUGCUGUGGGAGUGCGGCUUCCUGCCCAGCGAUAUUGGCUGGCGCGCCGGCACCUUUGACGGGCCGCUGAUGGAGCGCGAUGACCACGAGGACGACGACGAGAGCAACAACAGCAACAAGCUCACGGCCGCCGCGGAAGGACAGGGCGACGGCGGCGACGAGGAGAGCGCUCGGAUAGCAUCGUCGACGGUUCAGGGCUUGCACGAGCUGUGGACGCAGAUGUCGAUCAAGGCCGAGCUACAGCGCCACUUUAUCCUGGCCUCGGCCUCGCCGCGGACGGGCAGGCUGGCGUGCCGCACCGAGUUUGAGAGCGGACGGUGGCCCGUGUUUGACGAGGGGCGCUCGAUUGGCGUCGAACGGGCGCAGUCGGACUCGGUGGCGCCGGCGGCGACGACGGCGACGACGGCGACGACGAGGAAGCAAGGCUACAUCCCGCUCGGGUACGGCAUCGAGCGAGGCGCGCUGAGGUACAUCCCGCUCGACAAGCGUACCAGGGAAGAGGGCUUCGAGGAGAAGAACCGGCGCUGGCUCGAUACGACGGGCAAGCGGAGGGCGGAGCGCGAGCAGACCAAGGCGGCGGACCCGGCCACCCCCGUCGACGACGACGAGUGA